GGAGCCCCGCUUUCCUCCAUGUUCGCUGCGAAGUGCAAAGCGGGGACGCUCCAGCCACAGCCCGUGUCUUCGGCCAGGCUGGGGAGGCGGGGAGCAGCGUGAACCCCUCCGGCUGCCGAACUUCCCAGGCUGCCAGGGAGCCCCCAGAACUCAGUGGCGAUGAGGGUUUCUGGACUCACGCUGGAAGGAGACAGACCCUUGUAGGCAUUCUCGAGGGUGCGCUGCCUUCUCCGCCGGCAUGGUGUGCCAGGGGGCGUCCGCCAGCUGCCGCGGGCCAGUCCGGGCGGUCCCGGGCGCCCGAAGUCAGGCAGAGUGAUCGGAGCCCGCGCUGGCUUCCUGCCGCUUCAUGGGCUCGGGGGGGAGCCAGGGCGGCAGCCCGGUCCCAGCCGCGGGCACAGCAGCCCGAGCGGCCAGAAUGAACUGCAGGCAGGGAGAUGACAGCCGCUGCGGCUGCGGCGGCAGCGAGAAGACGAUGCUGAAGUGCGUGGUGGUGGGGGACGGGGCCGUGGGGAAAACCUGCCUGCUGAUGAGCUACGCCAACGACGCCUUCCCGGAGGAAUACGUGCCCACGGUGUUUGACCACUACGCAGUUACCGUGACAGUGGGAGGCAAGCAACACUUACUCGGACUGUAUGACACCGCAGGACAGGAAGACUACAACCAGCUGCGCCCUCUCUCGUACCCCAACACCGAUGUGUUUUUGAUCUGCUUCUCGGUCGUAAAUCCUGCCUCUUACCACAAUGUCCAGGAGGAGUGGGUCCCGGAGCUGAAGGACUGCAUGCCCCACGUGCCUUACGUCCUCAUAGGGACCCAGAUUGAUCUCCGUGAUGACCCCAAAACCUUGGCCCGUUUGCUGUACAUGAAAGAGAAACCGCUCACUUACGAGCACGGCGUGAAGCUGGCCAAAGCGAUCGGAGCACAGUGCUACUUGGAGUGCUCGGCCCUGACUCAGAAAGGGCUCAAAGCGGUCUUCGAUGAAGCAAUCCUCACCAUCUUCCACCCCAAGAAGAAGAAGAAACACUGCUCCGUGUGUCACCGCUGCUGUUCGAUUAUCUGAGGUGGCGGGACACCCCCUCCCCCACCUACGGGUGAGAACGCCGCCGCCUCUGCGGCCUAAGCCCCUGCGGAGGGCCCGUCGGAGGAGGCCCUGCGCACAGACGCUGCUCUCCGCCCCGGCCCUCCCAGCACCGCCGCAGCCACUGCCACGUCCUCCCUGCCCCAGAGCGCACGUCACCACGGGAAGGCCCGGCGGUUCCUCGCCGCUGCGGACCACGUGGGAGCAGACCGCCGUGCGCCUCCCCCGCCGUGGACUCACGAAGCUGACCCACAUCAUCGCAGGAAGACGAGGGCACCCGGUUUCGGGCCUGGUGGCCUUCCUCGAUGUCUUUUACCAAACAUGGGAAUACAAUACUAACCUCUUUUUCCGAGUCUGCUCUUCUACCUACGUGUCUUACAAUCAUUCGUAUUGUUUUAAGAAACGUACUAAUUUAUCAGUUUACUCAGGCCUUACAAAUCUAUGCCAAAUCAGCCUAAAGACAAAGUAUUUUAUAUUUGUUUCUGUCUUCAGCCUGUUUCUGCCAAAGCUAUUAGAACCAACUUGUACCUCCGGAUGCCUGACGAAAAGAAGACACAAGAAAACGUUUAAACUUUUGGAAAUUUCAGAGCCAUGAUCUGUGAACCUGGUUGAAAGAAAGUGCUCUCUGAAUUGUUGCAGGUUACAUUUUUUUGCCAAAGAUUCUCCCUGGAAAUGCUUACUUUGAUAGGUAGCUUUGUUUUUUCUGUAUUAUAUGUUGUCCUGGCAAAUUAAGAAUGAACUGUGUUUAAGAAAGUAGUAUGUUCGCUUUUCAACCAAAUUGAUUGGGGGAAGAGUAUGGCAGACUUAUCAUAUAAAAUGUUUGUUAUUCAGCGAAGUAAACUUUCCUGCCCCCUCACUUCCCUGUUGCAUCUCCUUUUCCUCCCUUAAUUUCACACUUUCCCCCAUAGCCAAUAAUAACCGAUCUAAAGGAAGGUUCUGGCCAUGGGGCAUGAAAAAGUAAGCGUUCAAAAAUCCCCAGAAGUUAACCAAUGUGCCUCCAUCUUUACUCUUGCUUCAACUGAAAGUACAGUUGUUCCCCCCAUCCCCACCCCCUUAU
Messenger RNA from Molossus molossus (Pallas's mastiff bat), 2132 nucleotides. It is a transcript of the gene RHOJ, whose product is annotated as ras homolog family member J. Bases 347 to 1057 code for a protein of 236 amino acids. Gene Ontology annotation, biological process: small GTPase-mediated signal transduction. Gene Ontology annotation, molecular function: GTPase activity; GTP binding. The record is from RefSeq and is a predicted model, not a curated record. The transcript is spliced from 5 exons. Lineage: Eukaryota; Metazoa; Chordata; Mammalia; Chiroptera; Molossidae.